Hevea brasiliensis (rubber tree) is the source of this 1097-nucleotide messenger RNA. RefSeq names its product transcription factor MYB52-like. Bases 333 to 1052 code for a protein of 239 amino acids. Gene Ontology annotation, biological process: regulation of DNA-templated transcription. Lineage: Eukaryota; Viridiplantae; Streptophyta; Magnoliopsida; Malpighiales; Euphorbiaceae. The record is from RefSeq and is a predicted model, not a curated record. Gene Ontology annotation, cellular component: nucleus. The transcript has 3 exons. Gene Ontology annotation, molecular function: DNA-binding transcription factor activity, RNA polymerase II-specific; RNA polymerase II cis-regulatory region sequence-specific DNA binding.
GAGAGAUAGAGAGAUUACUUUAAGGGUUUGUUAGCCUAGACGUUGCAUCAAUCGCUGGUAGACAGACCUCUCUUUCCAAACCUUCCCUAGCCCUUUCCCUCUCUAACGGAAAUAAACCCCUCCUUAUAUUCUCCUUUCUCUUCCUGUUUUCUCAUCUUCUUCUUGCUUUGCCCUCCACAAGCCCUUUUACUCUCUACCCACUCCAACCCAUAUCAGUUGUUCUUUAAUUUAUUUGGAUUCUUGAACUAACUGGCUUGCUAGGGUUUUUCCUCUAUUGUUGUUUUAUUUGGAUAUAUAUUCUUUGGUCUUCCUUGUAUUGUAAAAAUCAUCAGAUGUGUACCAGAGGUCAUUGGAGGCCGGCUGAAGAUGAGAAGCUUAGGAAGUUGGUCGAACACUAUGGUCCUCAUAACUGGAACGCCAUAGCUGAAAAGCUUCAAGGAAGAUCAGGGAAGAGCUGUAGGUUGAGAUGGUUUAAUCAGCUGGAUCCAAGAAUCAAUAGAAGCCCUUUUACAGAAGAGGAAGAAGAAAGGCUUCUCGCAUCUCAUAGGAUUCAUGGGAAUAGAUGGGCUGUUAUUGCAAGGCUUUUCCCUGGUCGAACAGAUAAUGCUGUGAAGAACCAUUGGCAUGUUAUUAUGGCAAGAAAAUGCAGGGAAAGAUCCAGGCUUCAAGCUAAAAUAGCUGCUCAAACUUUAGUUAACGACCAAAACCAUUGCUCUUCCUCCAAACAUGAUCGUGUGUUGUUCAAUUCCCAAACUACCAAUCUUGCCUCAUUUGUCGGUAAAUACUGCAGUAGAUACUAUAAUCAGCAUACUUUUCCUCGCAACUAUCUUCGAUCCUUUUGCCAAAGCAAUGAGAAUCCCAGUCACCUUGAAGGUAAAAAACAGGCUUUUGAGUUUUAUGAUUUUCUCCAAGUGAAAACAGACUCUAGUAGAAGUGAAGUGAUAGACAUUGCAAGAAGGGAUGAUGAGGAGGUAAAUCAAGAAGCCAUGGAACAGCAGAUAAAGGCUGGUUUGCAAUUCAUUGAUUUUUUAUCAGUUGGGAACUCAUCUUAGUUCAAGUGUCUGAUGAUGAUGAAGAUGAUGAAUUGACUUUAGAUA